Molecule: messenger RNA, 2186 nt
Organism: Catharus ustulatus (Swainson's thrush)
Lineage: Eukaryota; Metazoa; Chordata; Aves; Passeriformes; Turdidae
Gene: GPR19
Product: G protein-coupled receptor 19
Exons: 5
Coding region: 800-2029 (409 amino acids)
Biological process (GO): G protein-coupled receptor signaling pathway
Cellular component (GO): plasma membrane
Molecular function (GO): G protein-coupled receptor activity
Source: RefSeq, a predicted model, not a curated record
GCCCCGACGGGGCGGGAGCGGCGCCCGGGACCUGCCGGGGGGCGGCCGCAUGAUCCGCAUCCCACAUGACAUCCCAGAAAGGAGCUGGGCAGCGGCCACCCCUGCCGAACGUCAUUUUUUCCCUCCGCUGAAGAAGAGGGGUGGAAUACCCCGUCCCUCCCCUGAGGGAGCUUUGCGAACAGCCGGGCAGAGGCGGCUGCGGAGCCGGAGGUACCCCGUGGUUCCCAGCAUGAUCGGCACCUUCCCAGACGCGGCUUCACUUGGGAUAACCAGCAGAGCAAGGAGGAGAGCAGCGCCUCUGGGAUUAUGCUUUGGAGCAGCAAGGAAACCAGAACCACACAGGAACCACCUGUGCUGAACGUGGGCAGCUCUUCCCACCCUCCUGUUGCUUCUUCUGCCAGCAAAGCUCCAACACAAGGCAGCUGGAUGAACCUUCUGGAAUUCUCCUGGCUCUGGACACCCACUGGUUGUUCUCCAUUGGGGUCACACAUUGUUCUCUGCCCAGGGCUGCUCAAUUCCUGUCUUCUCCAAGGCAUCUUUGCAGCGCAUUAUUGAACGGGACGUUGCAAAACAGCACAAGGGGCAAGAUUCCAAAUUCAUCCAGUGGCUCUGUGCUUUCGGGCUUCACUCUGAGCUAAGACUGACCCAACCAUCUGGCUAAACUCAACAGUGGAAAUUAUCCAGCUAUAGAGGCAUAGAACAGGAGGCCACACCCAUCACAUUCUGUGGUGUGACUGGCAGGAGGGUGCAGGAGAGCAAUUUCUCACAGCCUGAGCAAAAGACGUGGCUGAGUUUGCUCAUGGAUAACAGCAGUGGACCUGUUCUUCUCUUCACCUUGCUCCUGCUGCAGAACACCAGCAGCCCCAGAGCCUCCACCCGUCCUGCUGGCUAUGAGAUGGCAGAACCUGCGGCCCCAGGAGCCGGCUCCAGCAGGAACCACUCUCUGGUGGAGUACGGGCUGAGGCCAGCGGAAAUCGCCGCUGCCAGCGUGGUUUGGGGAGCGCUGUGGCUGAUCUCCGUCUUGGGAAACUUCCUUGUUUGCUUAGUGAUCCACAGGAGCAGGAGGACCCAGUCCACCACCAACUACUUUGUGGUGUCCAUGGCCUGUGCAGACCUCGUGAGCAGCGUGGGGAGCGCGCCCUUCCUGCUGCUGCAGCUGAGCUCCGGGCGCUGGCUGCUGGGCAGCGAGGUGUGCCAGCUGGUCAGGUACCUGCAGUACCUCACGCCCGGGGUCCAGAUCUACGUGCUCCUCGCCAUCAGCGUGGAUCGAUUCUACACCAUCGUCUACCCCCUGAGCUUCAAAGUGUCCAGGGGAAAAGCAAAAAAAAUGAUUUUGGCCUCUUGGCUCUGUGGUGCUCUGUUUGCAUCACCAGCCUGUUUUCUCUAUGGCUCCAGCAGUGAUCACCACUGCAACUUUUUUCUUCCCAGGUCUUGGAAAGGAUCUGCCUACAGUAUCACCCACCUCCUCUUGGUGUUUUUGAUCCCAUCCCUCCUCAUUAUCCUUUUUUACCAUAAAGUCAUUAAGUACAUUUGGAGAAUAGGCACGGAUGGAAUGACUGUCAGGAGAACAACAAACAUUGUUCCAAGAACAAAAGUGAAAACCAUCAAGAUGUUCUUAAUGUUAAAUUCGAUGUUUCUCCUGUCCUGGCUCCCUUUCUUCGUGGCACAGUUGUGGCACCCACAGGAAACAAACUACAGAAAGAGCUCCUUGCUUUUCCUGGCCAUCACCUGGAUCUCUUUCAGUUCCUCAGCUUCUAAGCCAACCCUCUACUCCAUCUAUAAUGCAAACUUCAGAAGAGGGAUGAAAGAAACUUUUUGCAUGUCUGCCAUGAAAUGCUACAGAAGCAAUGCAUACACCAUCACCACCAGUUCCAGGAUAGCAAAAAAAAAUCAUGUUGGUAUUGCAGAUAUUCCAGCUACAGCCAAAAGUGUCACCAAAGACUCCACCUAUGAUGCUUUUAACAGAGAAGCCAAGGAAAGAAAGCUUGCCUGGCCUAUUCCAUCCAAUCCCCCAAAUACAUUUGUCUAGUGGGCUUCAUUGUUUCGAAGUUACUCUGUACCCCCAGGAGAAGGAAUUUUCUCUCCUUUUGAACCAGUGUAUAGCUACAUAUUUUUAACCCAGUCUUUGGGGGGUGGGAGGGAGGAAAGAGAUGUUUUAUUUUAUUAAAUGCCUUGGGUUUGAUGCA